AUGGCUGCUCGUCCUUCCAACAUCGGUAUCAAAGCCAUCGAGCUUUACUUUCCCAGCCAGUGCGUUGACCAGGCUGAACUCGAGAAGUUCGAUGGCGUCUCUCAGGGCAAAUACACCAUUGGCCUCGGCCAGACCAAGAUGUCCUUCUGCGACGACCGUGAGGACAUCUACUCCCUCGCCCUGACCACCGUCACCUCGCUGUUCAAGAAGUACAACGUCGACCCCAAGAGCAUUGGUCGUCUCGAAGUCGGUACCGAGACUCUGCUCGACAAGUCCAAGUCUGUCAAGUCUGUUCUCAUGCAGCUUUUCGAAGAGUCUGGCAACUACAACAUUGAGGGUGUUGACACCGUCAACGCAUGCUACGGUGGAACCAACGCUCUCUUCAACUCUGUAAACUGGAUGGAGUCGUCGGCCUGGGACGGCCGCGACGCCGUUGUAGUUGCUGGAGACAUCGCGCUGUACAAGAAGGGCAAUGCUCGCCCGACUGGUGGCGCUGGAUGUGUUGCCAUGCUCAUUGGUCCUAACGCGCCCAUUGUCAUGGAUGCCGGCCAGCGUGGCUCCUACAUCAGGCACGCAUACGACUUCUACAAGCCCGACUUCACCAGCGAGUACCCUGUCGUCGACGGCCACUUCUCCGUUCGCUGCUACACCGAGGCUGUCGACGCCUGCUACAAGGCCUACAACGAGCGCGAGAAGACUCUCAAGUCGCAGCAAAAUGGAAACGGCGUCAACGGCAGCAGCAAGGAGCUCGAGACCGCUCUCGACCGCUUCGACUACAUGGCUUUCCACGCCCCUACUUGCAAGCUUGUAGCCAAGUCAUACGCACGUCUGCUCUACAACGACUUCCUCGCCAAUCCCGAGAACCCCAUCUUCGCCGAGGUCCCCGCUGAGCUCCGCGACAUGGACUACGCUACCUCCGUCUCAGACAAGACUGUAGAGAAGACCUUCAUGGGUCUCGCUAAGAAGCGCUACGCGUCUCGCGUCCAGCCCAGCAUCCAGGUCCCCACCCAGUGCGGUAACAUGUACUGUGGUAGUGUCUACGGUAGCUUGUGCAGCUUGCUUGCCAACAUCAGCAGCCAGGAUCUCGAGGGCAAGCGCAUCGGUAUGUUCAGCUACGGAAGUGGUCUGGCCUCCUCCUUGUUCUCCUUCACUGUCAAGGGCAACACCGAGAACAUUGCGAAGCAGCUUGACAUUCAGAACCGUCUCGAGAAGAGGCGUGUAGUCGCCCCUGAGGUCUACGACGAGAUGUGCAACCUCCGUGAGCAGGCUCACCUCCAGAAGGACUUCACUCCCAAGGGAAGCGUUGACACCAUUGUUCCCGGCACCUACUACCUUACCGGCAUCGACAGCAUGUUCCGCCGUUCCUACGAGGUCAAGCAGUAG
Molecule: messenger RNA, 1383 nt
Organism: Alternaria atra
Lineage: Eukaryota; Fungi; Ascomycota; Dothideomycetes; Pleosporales; Pleosporaceae
Exons: 4
Coding region: 1-1383 (460 amino acids)
Biological process (GO): ergosterol biosynthetic process; acetyl-CoA metabolic process
Molecular function (GO): hydroxymethylglutaryl-CoA synthase activity
Source: RefSeq, a predicted model, not a curated record